UACGCUCUGACAAAACAAAUGGCUCUGCUUCCUGCAGGCCACCUAAACAGCCAUCGCAAUGUUGGCAUUGAUCAAGCCAGCUGCCAGGGCAGCCAGGCACUGGUCUCGGGUACCAGCGCCCAGCUUGGGAGCCCUCUCCAAUAGCUUUGGCCACAGGGAAGCAGCUGCUGCGGCUGUGGGGAGAAGUGCUUGUCCUCACACAUGUUGCUUCUGGGACAAGUGUCUGUUUUCUGUGUGUAAUUCUCUCAGCGUCUCCUCCCUAAGUCUCUGUCUCUCUUUAUCUGUCUGUCUCAGCCUCCCAUCCCUGCCACCUCUUUCCACCAUCUCCCUGUUCCCAUCAUUUCUAAUCUGUCCUCUAGGGCUCCAGGGCAGUCAGUGCUCCGCGGGCUGCCCACCCUCGCUGCCAAGCUCCAGGCUCAUGCCUGCUGCCCUCUGGGUGCCUGGCGUGCGACUGUCUCUACAGCCGCUGGCUGAGUGUGCUUUCUUCUCUGAGCCCUCACAUCCUGGGAUCCUGGAGGCCCUGAGCUGAGGAGCCAACAGAAUGCCUGGCUUGCUGAACCGCAUCACAGGGGCAAAUCUGCCUCUCACCGUGUCUGAUGUCACCUCCUAUGUCAGCGGCUAUGCCCUGGGGCUCACGGCCUCCCUCACCUACGGCAACCUGGAGGCUCAACCCUUCCAAGGUCUGUUCGUGUAUCCGAUGGACGAGCAUACCACAGUGGUUGGUUUUGAGGCAGUCAUUGCUGACCGUGUUGUCACCAUACAAAUCAAAGACAAAGCCAAGCUGGACAGAAGCCACUUGGAUAUCCAGUCUGCCACUGUCACAGGGAACAUUCCACACGAUGGGGUUCCCAUCGCCCCUCAUUCCUGCACACCGGGAAAGGUGGCCUUGGAUGAGGAUCUGGAGCGGAUUCUGUUCGUGGUCAACCUGGGGACCAUUGCUCCCAUGGAGAAUGUCACCAUCUUCAUCAGCACCUCCUCGGAACUCCCCACGCUGCCCAGCGGGGCUGUGAGGGUCCUCCUGCCAGCGAUCUGUGCCCCGACUGUGCCUCAGCUCUGCUCCCACAGCUCCGGCUCCUCCAGACAACAGGCUCAAGGCAAAGACCCACACUGCUAUGGCAUCCAGACUGUGGACUCCUGGAAUGGGCUGUGUCUGGCCACCCUCCUGGAUACAGAGGUGACCAACCCAAUGGAAUAUGAAUUCAACUUUCAACUAGAGAUCCGUGGGCCAUGUCUGCUUGCAGGGGUGGAGAGUCCCACUCAUGAAAUCCGAGCAGACGCCGCCCCGUCUGCACACUCGGCCAAGAGCAUCAUCAUCACCUUGGCCAACAAACACACCUUUGACCGGCCAGUGGAGAUCCUCCUCCACCCUAGUGAACCCCACAUGCCACACAUCCUGGUGGAGAAAGGGGACAUGACCCUGGAGGAGUUUGAGCAGCACUUGAAGGGGAAAGCGGAUUUCAUCCGGGGGAUGAAGAAGGACAACGGUGCCGAGCGGAAGACAGAAGUCAUCCGGAAGCGUCUCCACAAAGACAUUCCCCACCAUUCGGUCAUCAUGCUCAACUUCUGCCCUGACCUCCAGUCUGUGCAGCCCAACCUGAGAAAGACCCACGGGGAGUUCAUCUUUCUCAUCGACAGGAGCAGCAGCAUGAGCAGGACCAGCAUCCAGUGCGUCAAGGAGGCCAUGUUGGUGGCUCUUAAGAGCCUCAUGCCGGCCUGUCUCUUCAAUGUCAUUGGGUUUGGAUCCACAUUUAAGACCGUCUUUGCUUCCAGUCAGAUCUAUAAUGAGGCAAACUUGGCCAAGGCAUGUGACUGCAUCCAAAGAAUACGGGCUGACAUGGGCGGCACCAACAUCCUCUCCCCUCUCAAGUGGAUCCUGCGGCAGCCAGUACACCAGGGCCACCCAAGGCUACUCUUCCUGAUUACUGAUGGGGCUGUGAGCAACACAGGGAAGGUUCUGGAGCUGGUGCGGAAUCAUGCCUUUUCUACCAGGUGCUAUAGUUUUGGGAUUGGACCCAGUGUCUGCUACAGACUGGUGAAAGGACUGGCGUCUGUAUCCAAGGGCAGUGCAGAGUUCCUGACAGAGGGGGAGCGGCUGCAGCCAAAGAUGAUCAAAUCCUUGAAGAAGGCCAUGGCGCCAGUGCUGAGUGACGUGACCGUGGAGUGGGUCUUCCCUGAGACCACAGAGGUCCUGAUCUCACCUGUUAGCACCAGCUCCCUCUUCCCUGGGGAACGGCUGAUGGGCUAUGGCAUCGUGUGCGACACCUCCUUGUACAUUUCCAAUUCCGGUCCCGACAAAAGGCGAAAGUACGGCACGCUGCAAGCUCAGGAGUCCAGCAGCUCUGUUUUCUAUCACUCUCAGGAUGAGGGACUUGGUCCGGGCAGUGGGAACUGUGCCAAAAUCUUCAACCCAGGGCAGACCCAAGAUGCCCAUCCAUGCAAUGGAGACUCCCCCUCCCAUCACGGUCUGGAUGUCUCCCGACGACGGAGGGCAUACAGCACCAACCAGAUCUCUAGCCAGAAGACCAGCCCAAGGCCCACCACAGCCAGCGACCCCACUGGGAUUGCCAGGAGACACCCACUGAGAAAAGCCAAGGUGCAGGACCUUGCCAAUCAGGGCAGCUCAGAGAGCCAGCGGUGGCAGAUUGAUCUGCAGCCCUUACUCAGCAGUGGCCAUGACCUGAGCCAGGGCCCCAGACUGCACGGCCCAGGGGCCCGCAGGCCCUCCCUACUGCCUCCAGGCUGCCAGCCCUUGCUGCUCUCUGCCCAGGAGCCCCAGGCCUGGAACCCUAUGAAGGAGCUGGACCCUGGUUCCAGCCCUAAGUCUGCCCCUGACAGCCGAAGCUCGGAGGAUCUGGAGCCACUGCAUCACCUCUCCACCUUUGAAACGGAGAUGUCCUCAGACUGGGAGCCCAUGGCUGAGUCGGAGGAGCAAGUCAGUCCCUGCAGGCCUGCCACCCCAGGCCCUGUACAGGGGAAGGCCUUAGUCAAAGGCCUGUGCGACAACCAGCGUCUGCAGUGGGAGGUGAGCUUUGAGCUGGAACCGCCAGCCCUGCAGAGGGAGGACGAGCAGGAUGCCGACAUGUGGAGCGAGACCUUCCACCACCUGGCAGCGCGUGCCAUCAUCCGUGACUUCGAGCAGCUGGCAGAGCGUGAGGACGAGAUCGAGCUGGGGUCCAAUCGCCGGUACCAGGUGAAUGCUGUGCAUACCAGCAAGGCCUGCAACAUAAUCAGCAAGUACACGGCCUUCGUGCCCGUGGACAUAAACAAGAGGCGGUACCUGCCCUCGGUAGUGAAGUACCCCAACUCCGGUGCCAUGCUCCGAAUGGUCAGCUUCCGGAACCUGACCCGACAGUGGAAAGGCUCAUCUUCUGGUGUUGGAAGGUCUCAGCCAAUGCUCAGAGAACACGCCUCGGCUGCAGGAGACAGCAAAUUCCAGACCCUAGCCCUAGAAGAAAGCCCUGCUUCAACCUUCAAUAAGAUCCUGUCCCCCGCCCAUGAGAAGGACACAGCUGCAGAAGGUCCUCCUCACAACCUGUCCUCCCUGAAGGCCUCUGAGGCUCUCUUUGGAUCCAAAUUGAAUCUCAACAAGCCCAGGCUGCUAACCCGAGCCGCCAAAGGUUUUCUCAGCAAAUCAAUGGCCAAGACCCCAGAGCCAACUCCGGGCAGCCAGAGCUUGGACUACAUACCGCUGGUGUCUCUGCAACUGGCCUCGGGAGCCUUUCUGCUCAACCAAGCCUUCUGCGAUGCCAUCCAAAUCCCCAUGGAGAAACUCAAGUGGACCUCACCCUUCAUCGCCCUCCGAAUGUCCCUCACCACCCGCCGGCACGAUUCGAAGAGCCAGAGUCCACAGCACAGCGUCAGUCUGUCCUCUCCGUCCCUACCCUACGACGAUGACAACCCCCUGGAGGCCGAAGCUGAAGGCAGCUCAGACCUGGAGCCAGGCCUGCUGUUGGAGCACACGGGGAAGCUGUGGGCCACCGUAGUGGCACUCGCGUGGCUGGAACACAGCUCGGCUUCCUACUUCAUCGAGUGGGAGCUGAUCGCUGCUAAGGCCAGCUCGUGGCUGGAGCAGCAGAAGGUGCCUGAGGGCCGCACGCCAAGUACACUCAAGGCCACUGCCCGCCAGCUGUUUGUGCUCCUGAGACACUGGGAUGAGAACCUGGAGUUCAAUAUGCUCUGUUACAACCCCAAUUAUGUGUAGGGAGGGGGAGAGGGACGGGCCAUUUGAGUUGGUAGGGGAACUUUUUGAAAGUGUAGCCAAUAUAGUGUUACUAGAAAAAGCCUUGCACACUGGCGGUGGGUGGGCCUGAAUUCAAUUCCAACCUUGCUACCACCUACUAACUUUAGAUAAGUCACUGUCCCAUCAGGGCCUUCGUUGCCCAUCUGCAAAACAGGAGGGUGAGAGAAGCUGUUUACUAGAUUUUUAAAUGACCCCAAUAUUCCUUCCAUUCAGACCUUCAAGCUCCAGAACUCGCUACUACUGGGAUAUGGCAAGAGAAACACACACACACACACACACACACACACACACACACACACGGGGUUGGGGGAGAGUUUUCCCUGGAGAAAGACCGUGUUGGUGCGCACGAGAGAGAGCAAAGCCCUCUCCAAUAAAAGGUAGAUAAGAAAAUCCAUCAAAGAUAAGCAACCAGAACCAUAAGCUUGCUCCAGACACCAAAAGACCUCCUCUGUUUAUUGCAUUGUGGGAUAGGCUUGUGUCUCCAUGGUAACAGUCCAGGGGCUCCAACUUCCACUAGGAAGCCAACCAAAGAACCAUCCCUCUCAAGACUUUGCAAGAAAUUCUUCCUGGUAGUUGAGUACUGCAUGGUAGGUACUAAGUUUGGCUUCCUGUCUAAGAAGAUGCAGGCAAGACCAGUAAUAGUUCCUGUCCAGCCAAAAUAAUAGAUUGCAGUCUGCAGAACUAGUCUAGAAUAGGCAAGCUCACAGGGGUCAGUGAAGAAGCCAGACUUAUUUCCAUGCCUUCCACUGUUGGAUAGAAUGACUCCAUCCAUUGGUACGGAGGGGCCUCUGUGUGCAUUGCAUUCUGGGAUAGUGGAGAUGUGGCCGUACCACAUUCUCAGGCAGAGAGAAAACUUGACAGCAGCAACAGAACAGGUUUGGCUGCAAUGUGUCUAGACACGAAAGGGGAUAGAAAGGCCUUGAAACUUUAAAGUGUGUGCUAUGGGCCACCCUCUGCCAAUCUGGGAACACCAUGUAAUAACCCUGAACUGGUGUCAAAGUGUCUAGUAUCUCCCCUUCCCCUUCACACUUCCUCAGAAGUGUGCCUAGAUCUCACCAAGGAAGGACACUAGCCCAGGACCCUAGACAGAAUCUGGGGACCCCAUAAAAUCCCCUUUUUCUAAGGUCUUAACAUGUCAUAUUUGUCUCCAAAAAACAGCCCCUGAUAUGAAGUCCUACAGUGUUUCCUUUUCAGUGAGACAAAUCUUGAUUAAACCAACCCAUGGGUUAUGGGCUGUGGGUUGGGGGACAGCUCCAUGAAGAUUCUAGUCUGUAUUGGGAGCCAGCGGCAGGGAUGCUUUCACAGAACACCCACUGAGUGAAGGGGCAAGAGACAGGCCCAAUAGGACCUGGAUGCUCUGCUCCCUGCCCUCAGGUCCUACUUUGCCCCCGGCUACACUGCUGCAGCUUCCCAGAGAGUCCCUCGCUGUCUGAGCGACCCUUUUGAAGAGGCUAGUCCCUACUUCAAUGAAUGCUUCCGCUUCCAGCUCACCCUCUGGGGAGAAACAGCUCCUGACCUCAGGUGGGGCAGAAUGAAAUCUUGGGCAUUGGCUUAGCAUCAGUGUCCCCAAGAGGGACAGGGAUUUAGACUGUCUUGCCUGAGGUCCCAAGGAGGUAUGGGAGAGACUUGUCAACUCCCCUGCUCCAUCAAAACCCCCACUACUUCAGCUCCGUGGCCAGCAACCCUUGUUUCUCCAGGAUGGCAAGGGUAGUGUCCCCUAUCUGGUCAUCAUGAGAGGAAAAUGGUCAGGCUGAGCGUCAAAACGUUGGAUCUCGAUCCCGAUGCGCCCUCAGACAGUGAGAGACUUCCCUCCCUUCUCUUGGCAUUUUAGAGUUCACACACUUCUUCCUGCUAACGUUCCCAGACUCCCUCUUGGUAAGCUUGGAUUUGCUCUACUUCUGAGUAACUUUUAACAUGAUGUCUGAGCACUUUAGAACUUCUCUCUUCCCCUAGCAACGAGCAAACUGGACCGCCUAACCGGCACCUACCCGUGAGCUUGAUCCCAGAACCUCAAAACCUGGAGAAGACAAUGGCCGUGGCUUAGAGCAGUCCAGUUCUCGCCCAGCAUGGAAUUAGCUCUAUGGGCUGCCUAGAGAGAUAGACUAUAUUCACGCAUCAGCUGCCAGAGCCCAGCAAUAUGUUUGAUGCAGAAGCCACCGCUGUUCUCUGCAGCCUGAACUCACCCUCCCAGGACCAUAGAACCAAGGAGCAGAUCCCCUGGUAUCCAGUAACCCAAGGACUGGGGGAGGGAGUGUCCAAACAAGAGGCAUUCGUAAAAACUGCUCCGGUGGUACUUCAAUGACUUGCAGCCUCGGUAACCACUGCUUGGCUUGCCAAGCAGAUGACCAAAAUUGGACCUUAAGGGAAAGAUCAGAGCCCUAGGUAGUGAGCACAUGCAUAGAAACUAAAGUGGUACAAAGAUGGAGGGGCCGUUGUUGUCCCUGCAAGCUAUGUGAACUUGAACUCAUUUCAUUUAGUUUUUUGGGCCAGCUUCGCUUUCCAGGUCAUGUCAAAGGGACACUGAUGCCCUCGCUGUGUGAAGAAAUGCCCACUGAGACUGUCUGGCCAACCUCUACACUGCUUCUCGUGGUAAAAACAUGGGCCAAGAACCGAGGAGCCUGUGGGUUGGACCCAACCCAGCCACCACUGCGUUGUGUGACUUCUGGCAAGUUGCUGUCUUCCUCCAAGGCCCUGCUUUAUUUUUUUAUAGAAUGAUAGGAUUCUACUAGGCGCCCGCUUCCAAGCUUGUUGUUACUCAUCUAUGAGAAACUUCUGUCUGUCAAACACACAGGGGGACACCUCAGAAAACAGACAUAUGCAGGCAAGGAAGCAAAAGGGUUAAUGGCACCACCACUUUCCAAGGAGGUCACCCAGAAGGCAGCUCUUUCAAAGGUACCCAGCUGAAAAACUGCUGGGGGGGGGGCUUUUCCCUGGGUUGGUACUGACAUCCAAACCACUUUUAUAGAGUGCUUGCUGUAUGGAAUGCAUACGAAGUACCUCUGUGGGCACACCAGGGGCCAUCCCUGUCCCUUGGGAGUCUGGCAAGGAGUACUGGAAGAGCUCCCACAACACCAGGGCUGGGUGUGUCUUGACUGACCAUUCUCCAGCGCCAUGAUCUUGCCGUGUGUGAGCGUAGCUUCAGCCUUGCAUUGUCUGAACACCGCUGACCCUAACUGGCAGAUCUCUGGGCACUUGGACAUUCUCACUGGCGUGAGGACAACUGGCCACAGUAACACAGAAAGGAGCGUCCAGUGUCCUUUGGGUCUACCGCCUGCCCUAGGCAGACUGUGUCAUUAAGGCUACUCAGCCGGGGGAGUCUGACUCUGGAGCCCAAGGAAGCUCAGUCUCCCACUUGGCUCACACUGCACUUGUGAAUUUGUGGUCUUGGUUUCCAGUCAGGCCUCUGUUUGAUGGUGUGUGUGUGGGGAGGAGGUUGCAGGCAGGAUUUGGAGGAAGCUCCUAGAAACCACACACACACCAACAUCUUUGAGGGCCAAAAUUCCUCUGCUGGUCACUGCCCCCACCUUCUCCCUUGGCAGGAACUCUUAAAGGAGAGGCUAUAGAAAAGAAUCUACCGUACCUGACCACAGUGGCCUCCUCCCCGGAGACUGGCUAUCCCAUCCCCCUGCCUGGCUGGAAUAAGCAUGACACCCCAGUACUUGUCAUUUGAGGUUUUAAAUCUUGUCUCGCUCUGACUCACUAACAUCUCAGAGUAACCCCAGGAGGAAGUGCGCUCUGCAUCCUUAGUGCCCCGAGACAGGAGAGGGAAGGUAUGUGUCCAUUGCCUCAGCAAUGGGAGGAGGCUUUUUUUAUAGCAGGAACUAAGGACAGCAGAGGCAACAAAGACACUCUCCUCCAUUGUAACAUUGUAACUCUCUCUACAGUGCCACCCAAGAUAACAGGGCCAUGCGUGGCAUUGUGCAGCUGAGUAACCUGAUCCACAGAGAUCUUUCCCCAGGCUGUGGACUUAGUGACCUUGCCCAGUCAGUACUACAGUUCCCUAGUGGGGAGUGCCCUGACCCCUGUGUCCACUUCUUCCCUGACCUGGUGACUCUAGCCUCACACCAGCGCUGCCUCCCCAGAUGACCUGAUACUACCUUUGUGAAAUGUCUCCUGUUGAAGCUGCAAUUCACCCAGAGUCUUGGUCCAGUCGUUCGGGGCUUACAGCCGCUUCUAAGGCAAAGCGCCUGUCUCCGUGCGUUCGUGUGGUGAUGUAUCAUUUUAACUUUUGCUCAGGUGGCUUUGGCUCAAGUGGCAUGGCCGGUGCUUGUCCCUGUCAGAGCCUCAAGUGCCUAUCACACGCUGCCCUGUAUUUUUCUCUGCUCACCCAAAUAACCCCACAGUGCCUGGGAUACUUCCUGCUUCUUGGAAAAUACAUUGCCAGCUUGCCUGGUGUAGCCGGUUACACUGAUGUUUGCAGAGGCCCUAGAUACCAGCUGUCUGAUUCCAACCACACUUAGCCAUGCCUACCCUUGGAUUAUGUGUGUGUAUCUAUUUUCAAAGGAAUGGCUGCUUUACCACGGUGUCUCCUGUCCUCCUCCAGGCUUUCAGCUCAUAAAAACUGUCCAUGUGACAAGA
Microtus ochrogaster (prairie vole) is the source of this 8818-nucleotide messenger RNA. RefSeq names its product von Willebrand factor A domain containing 5B1 (gene Vwa5b1). NCBI's taxonomy places the organism in Eukaryota, Metazoa, Chordata, Mammalia, Rodentia, Cricetidae. The record is from RefSeq and is a predicted model, not a curated record.